Messenger RNA from Octopus sinensis (East Asian common octopus), 1589 nucleotides. Its product is annotated as protein ANTAGONIST OF LIKE HETEROCHROMATIN PROTEIN 1-like. The record is from RefSeq and is a predicted model, not a curated record. Bases 43 to 1353 code for a protein of 436 amino acids. The transcript has 2 exons. NCBI's taxonomy places the organism in Eukaryota, Metazoa, Mollusca, Cephalopoda, Octopoda, Octopodidae.
UUUUUUUUUUAUUUAUUUCUUUAAUCAUCAAAUCAUCUCAAAAUGGCUGAACUACUCGCAUUCGUAUUCGCGAUGAUCAGAAAAAGACGAUUAGAAGCCGACAAAAGAUGCUACCACAUGAAAAAACGGCACUUCAGACGAAUCAGAGCCUUUUCUAGGUUCCAAUCGAGCCAAAGGAUGUAUUUCGUAUUCAACAUAUUGCCUACGCUCCUGCUGGAACCGUCGGCCAACAGAGUGGCUUGGACCAAGAAUCGUUACUCCUACUGGUGGGACCAUAUUGUACAGAACACGUUCUCCUCUCAGGACUGGAUCGAGAAUUUCAGAAUGUCGAAACAAACUUUUGAGUAUCUGUGUAACUGUAUCAGAUCCGAUAUAGAAUAUUCCAUUCCAGAUAUGCCCAGGAGUCUUCCGAUUGAAAAAUGGGUCGCUGUAACAGUCUACAUCCUAUCUUCUGGCUGUGAUUAUCGGAUUGCUGAAAACAUGUUUGGCAUUGCAAUAUCAAGUGCACAUUCGAUUCUAAGGUCGGUGUGCCAGUCGAUAGUGAAAGUACUCAGUAAAAAAUACAUUUACAUUCCAAGAGGCAAGCAACUUGAAAGUGUGAUCGAGAGCUUUGAGAGUCGGUGGGGCUUCCCGAACUGUGCUGGCGUGAUCAAUGCCACCCAUGUACCGAUCCUCACCCCUCAGGACAACAGCACGGACUACUACAAUAGUUGCGGAUGGCCAUCGAUAGUACUGCAAGCUGUUGCCGACGAUGAGUUCUGUUUUACCAGCAUCAGCACGGGAUGGCCAGGUCGCUUGCAUAACAUCCACGUGUUUUCAAAUUCCAAAGUUUAUGAACACGGAAGAAACAGUAAAUUGUUUGUUCCUAAGUAUCGGCAGAUGGGGGACAAUGAAAUGCCAAUUGUGCUCAUUGGGGACACACAGUACCCAUUGUUGAAUUGGCUGAUGGUGCCUUUUGAGGCUGGCAGCAACAGUAAUGGUGGUAGUAGUGGCAGAAAAUUAACAGUCAUGCAAAAUACAUUCAAUAGUAGACUGGACAAUGCCAACACUGUGAUAGAGACCAGUUUCCGUCGUCUGAAGGGACGCUGGCAGUGUCUGCUGAGGAAGCAGAUUCUUAAAAUUGAUAAUGCCGCCCUGAUUGUAGAAGCAUGCUGCGUACUGCACAACAUCUGUGAGCUGAACAAGGAGCAGUUCCUAGAAGAGUGGCUGUUUGAUUAUCGGGGCUCUCAGUACCUGAAACAGCCAAACGAGCGCUUGGACACAGACAUCUACUCUGUCGAUGGUGCUUCCUCUAACAUCAGACAUACUUUUGGACGGUAUUUCAUGUCCCUUAAUUAUCAAACAAUUCUUUGACCUGGUCAACAGGUUUCUGUGGACAGUGGAACAAAAGGACGAGGAGGCAGAUAUGUCCAGAGAUCUUGACCAAUUUAAUUCAGUUCAGAUACCAAAUGUUUCGUAGAAAUUCAAUUUGACAUUAUAUUUUGUUUUAAAUUUCUAGAAUUUUUUAUAUACACACACAUGUAAACUUGUGUUUGUUAUGAAUAUUCAUAUAUGUAUAUAUAUAUAUAUAUAAAGAAUAAGGAAAAAAU